Messenger RNA from Penaeus monodon (black tiger shrimp), 8054 nucleotides. RefSeq names its product adventurous-gliding motility protein Z-like. The coding region runs from base 967 to 6462 and encodes 1831 amino acids. NCBI's taxonomy places the organism in Eukaryota, Metazoa, Arthropoda, Malacostraca, Decapoda, Penaeidae. The transcript is spliced from 40 exons. The record is from RefSeq and is a predicted model, not a curated record.
GCUUUUAGAAUAAAGCCUAUGUAAUUUGGCAGGUUAGUAAGUUUGUCACCCCUAUAAGUAGUUCUGAUGAGAUGCCGUACGCGUUUCCGCAAAGGGAGAUUCACUUGUCUUUCGCCCGGAUGUUUAUGCACGAAAAGUAUUAUUAGGGCGGCGAAUAUACAGUUAAUCGGGCACGACAGGGCGUGAAGUGGAUACGUAAGUGGUAUAUAUAUAGAGGUGUUUGGGAACAGUCUCCCUUCGCGACCGGAAGUGGCUUUCCUGUGCGAUCGGACGAUGAGACGCAUGACAGUGCCAUCCUCCUUGUGCCCCGUCUCCCUACCCUCGCCGUCUUGGUAGUGAGGUCAGUGCCAUAGCGAUGACUAGCACCCCAAGAGCGUAAGUCAGGUCACUUGAAAAUAGAGUAGAAGAGGAAUAGAAGAUAAAAAUGGUGGAGGAAUAGAGAAUAAGGAUGGGUGAAGAAGGGGAAAAAAUGCAAUCGCCGGCAACUCGCGUGAGAACCCGGCCGGGCCGCGAAGAAACGUGAAAAAUGCGACCGAAGUUGGUUGUCAGUCGAGCGUGUGCUUCGGUGCGACACGGACCGUGCGAAGGACGUGACGCCGAGUUCCGUCGCUCUUUUAAUUGUGACGAUUGGUGUGAUCUAAGAAGAGAAAAUUAUUCAGGUUUAUUGGGAGGGAAGAAGUACCGUUGCGUGUGUGUGGGCGCGCGCGAAUUCUGUGUAGUUUUGUGAUAUUUUUUUUAUUUGUAUACUUCGUUGGACGAAUAAGGAGGAGGAGGAGCAAGAGGCGUUAGAAGAAACACUUGGACUUCGAAUGUCUUUUUGACCUUCGCGUAACGAACAAAGUGUGCGUGCUGGAGGCCUGGGUGCGCGACCUGGGCGAGCAGAACGCGGUGUUGGUGGCCACGGUCGAGGAGCUGGAGCGGGAGGCGGGCGAGAGGGUUGCCCUGCUCGAGGACCGCCUCACGAAGAUGGCCACCACCACCAGGGAUUCGUGCCUGUCCCUUAGGGAUCAUCAGAUUCAGGUGUCCUCAUUGGUGGCAGACAAGAUGGGAUUAGAGAAAGAAGCCCAUGAACUUGGGGAAAAAGUGGUGGGACUUGAAAGGAAAACUUUAAGCCUCAAGGAGGAGAAUAAUAAUCUACAGAAUGACCUGAACAACCUCGUGCAGGUGAUUACACGUGCAAGACUUACAGGUCAGUGGGAGGCGGACAACCUGACUUUCUCAUGUGUCACACCAGAACAGGUGUUUGGUCCUGUCUUAUCUUCAUCCAGGAGGUCAUCUCAGUCACUGAAGGAGAGCCAACAUGACUACAUACAACACAUGCUGGAAGAGCACCUCAGGAAAGACAGCUCCUCCUUGAGAAGCUCACUCUCGAACCUUCAGGAUGGAGAUAGCAGCAUGUAUGGAGGCCGAGGGUCUGAGAAAGAAAUGGUAAUCAUGAAGCUGCGGUCUGACCUGCGGAGCCUUCAGUCUGCCCAAGAUGAAACCAACCAACAGCUUCUGGAGAGAGAUAAACAGAUAGCAGACUUACAGAUGCAACUGACAGAGCUCCACCAUGAACUUGCAUUGUCUCAGGCUGAAGUAAACAGUGUCAACCACACUCUGCAGGAAGUUCGUCACCGCAGCAGGCAUGAAACUGUUGAAAUUACUCGAAAGGAAGAAGUUGUUCGUCAGUUGCUAUCAAAGCAGACCAAAAAGGAUUCAGUUAGAGGUUCAUACACGUCCCUUUGUGAUCUCGAUUCAGUUAUUACAGGAGAUAACAAUGUGGAAUCGCAGCUGAGCGAAAACAUAGAUAUAUUGGCUGGGCGUCUGGCAGAGUUGGAGGAAGAGUGCACCCAGCUGCGAGAGGCACACACUGCCUUGAAGGACACACAUGCCCUCUGUGCCCCGACCAUUUCCAUGCUUCAAGAUCAGCUCGCCAGGUCACAUCAGAACCAAGUGGAGCUGCGUACAGUACUAACAGCUGAAGUGGCUGAGAGACACGACCAACUGGUGGCCCUUAGAGACAAGCUGAAAGAGGAAGAGCAGAGGCACCAUGAGACAAAGAUGCAGCUCCAACUCAAGACUGAGGUGGUUAAAGACCUGCGGAAGGAAGUACGAGAGUGUAAGGAGAGGCCUUUAGCUAAUAGUGGAAAGAGUGAUAUAAUUCAGCUGGAAGCUGCUGUACAAACCUCAGCUAAGGAAAUAAAAGUUGCUGAGACACAGACAGCAGAGGAGGUGAACCAUAUGGAUAAGGGCACAAGAGAGGGACCUGCAGUAAAUGGUUUUUGUUCACAAUCAUCCCAAGUGUCAAAACUGGAAAAUGAGUUGGCAGAGAAAAGUGUCCUUCUACGUGAGCUUCAAAGUCACUUGGCAGCGUCGCGUCAAGAGCUCCACCUUAAGGAUGAGACGCUCUCUAAGCUGGAAAAGAAGUUGGAUUCUGUACGUCGAGAAGGUGGACAUAAUGGAGAGAGGAUGCAGUAUCUUACAGGUCAGCUAACAAGUCUCCAGUUGGAAGUUGGGAGAACUCAUGGCCAGGCUGAACACCUUCGCAGACAGGUGGAGAAGAAGUCAGAGCUGAUUCAGAAGAUGGAGGCGGAGAACACAUCACUCUCCCAGCAACUGAAUGACAAAUCUCUAACAUUAGAAAGGUUCCAGUCAGAAGUUCUUAAAAUGUCUACUGAGCUUGAGAAAAAGAAGAAGGAGAUUGGAGAGCAGCGUCUGACCAUCAGCUCACUUCAGGAGGCACUUGUGACCAGCAAGAGGACUUGUGAUGACUUGCGUUCCCGGUUGGACAAUGAUAUCUUCGAGCUGUGUGAUGAUCUCUGUAAGCUUCAGUUGGAGGUGUCAGUGCGUGACGGCGAAGCGGAGAGACUCCAGAGAGAUCUGAAGGAGGCGCAGACUCUCCAUCACCACACCUUCACACAGCUGGUCGAGGCAGGGGCGCGGGCUGAGGUCCUGCAGGAGGAAAACCGAGUCCUCAGUCGCCGAGUGACGUCGCUGCUGGAGGACGUCGACGCGUGGCGAGGCAGGGCCGAGGAAGGGUCGAAGGACCUCAACCAGGCACAGAAGGAGUGCGAGCGCGUGAAGGGGGAGCGUGAUCAGCUUCAGCGCCAGCUUCAGGAAGGCGAUAGACGUCGCCAGGAACUCCUUAGCUCUCUCCAGUUGCUUCAGGGUCAGGUGCAGACGCUGGAGGAGGAGGUCACGGUGGCGACGGAGAGCAGGACGGAGGCAGAGCGGCGAGCGUCGGAAACCCAGCGUGACAACCUCGCUCUCCACGAUCGACUGGCAGCGCAGGAGACAAGCGGCAGCGUUGAGAGACUCGGCCGCCAGCUGGAGGACGCAGUGGCGGCCCUCACCAGCGCCCGCCAGGAGGCAGCGGCGAGGGCGGAGCAGGUCAGAAGGAGUCGCCAGGAGGUGGAGCAGCUGAACGAGACCCUUAGCUACGAGAAGCAGCUGAAUGCGUCUUUACAUGACCAGGUGGAAGGGCUGGUGAAGGAGGCAGGGGCCCUUGACGUGAAGGUGGCCGAUCACCAGCAGGAAAUCAGGAGACUAAACCGGGAGCUACACCAGAAGGAGAGGCAGAUGGCGUCGCUGCAGACCCAGUUGGACGGCGCGAGGAGCCAGCUCGCGUCGGUGGAGGAGCUGCUCGAGAAGAAGGCCGGGGAAAAUCAGCUUCUGCAGGAGACCCGCGCACAACUCAACGCGGCCAGGAGGGAGGCUGCCAGGGCGGAAGAGCAGGCCUCGAGCAGCAAGAAGGAACUCCAAGACGCCAAGGAGAAGAUCUCGCGGUUAGAACGGCACGCGAGGGAGACGGAGGAGGACCGCGAGAAGGAGGUGGCGGCGCUGGCGGAGCGUCUGACGUCAGCGCACGAGGACAGCGUGAGGCGCCUCGAGGACACUUUGCUCACUUACACGCGCGUGCAGGCUCAUGACGAACUGCAGGUGGAGAGUCUGGAGGAGGCGCUGGCGGAGGUGGGAGGGCGCCUGGGGCAGUGCGAAGUGCAGCUGCGAGAGAGCGAGCGAGAGAGGGACGGCCUGGCGAGGUCCCUGCAGCACGAGAUUACGAGGCGGGAGACGGAGGGCCAGGAGCACCACGCGCAGGUGGCUCGCCUCACGCAGGAGACCGCGCUUCUGAGGGCGCGCCUCGAGAGCGUAAAGGAAGAGACCCUGACGUGGCAGAGGCAAUGCGAGGACCUGGAGGAGCGUCAGAGCCUGGCCACGGACCCCUUAGCCGCCAGGGACCAACUUGCUUCCACCCUCCACCAGAUGGACAACCUCCGAGCAGCCCUGAGCGCGGCGAGGGCGGAGGCGAGGGCGGCGGAGGAGGAGAAAAGCUUGGCGCACGAACAGGUGCUCAGUCUCAUCCGGGAGUGUAACCGCCUCGAGGAAAAGAUCGAGGGGAUGACCAAGCAGAAGAUCAGGCUGGAGGAGGAACAGUCAAGCCUCAAGAAGGAGCUGGAGAUCUCAAGGAGCACCCCCGUUCCGACGAAGGACCCUGAGAAGGAGAGGGAAGAGAGUCUCCUGAAGGAGGAGGUCGCAAUGCUGAAGGAGCAGUUGGAAGCGACGAAGAAGCAGCUGAAAGAAGCAACUGAGGCAGACGGCAGCCAGCUGGGACAGAUGGAGAGCCAGCUGGGCGAACAGCAACUACGGGCGGAGUUGGCCACGGCAAGGCGAGAUGUCGGGGAACUGCGGCGCCUUCUGCUGGAGCGGGAGAGCGAGGCGAGGCUCAAUAUGCUCAAGGUCACCACGCUCCAGAGGACGCUGCAGGACCGACAGCACGAGGUAUCUGGUCUCGAGGAGAAGCUUCAGGAGGCACACGCAGACGCCCACAAGUACGAGGUGGAGGCCGAGGAGCAGCGUGCGCGGGCGGCGUCGCUGACCACCCAAAUCGCCCACGCCCACGCGACGGGCCAUGGCGCCGCCCACGCACGCCCUCAGACGCAGGAAGUUGAGGCACUCGAGGAUGAAGUAUCGAGGUUGAAGGGAGAGCUGGCAGCCAAGGCAGAGGAACUGAAGCAGGCUGGAGAAAGAGCUGAGAGAGAGGAGGCCAAGAUGAAGGAUAUGCAACAGGACGUAUGCAGGCUUACUCGGGCUCGGGACGAUGCAAUGAGGAAGGCGGCGUCGCUGGAGGCCUCCCUGGGCGAGAGCGAGGCGGUGGUGGAGGCGGCGCGGGCGGUCGAGCGCGUCUGGGGGUCGCAGCUGCAGGCCAUCGAGGAGGAGGUGUCGCGCCUGGCCUGCGAGAACGACCAGCUGAAGGAGUGCAACGCCGACCUGCAUCGCCAGUCUUCGGAGGCGCAGCAGGAGGGCGAGCAGCUGAGGGCGUCGCUGAGGUCGAGGGAGAGCCAGCUGCAGGAGCUGCAGCAGGCGAGGGAUCUGCUGGCUAAUGACGCGCAGGUGGUGGUGGCGGCGGUGAAACAGUGGCUUCACGAGCAGAAGACGACGAACCUCAAAAUGGCUGGAAAACUCCAUCAGACCAACAAGCAAGUGCUUCUGCUCAACACCGAGAAGCAGUUCUUGGCCGAGAGGAACACUUCCCUCCAGAGGCUCAAUCACGACCUCACGCUCCAGCUCCACGACCUCCGCGCUCGCCUCGGCCUCGCGCUCGCUCCCUCGCCCUCCGAGAGACCAGGUAAGGUGGGCGGCGUGCUCGUGGGCGGCCUGAGUUCCCCGCGAGUGAUCUCUCCCGUUGUGGGCGUGGCGUCACCCCGGCUUCCCUCGGCCACGCCCUCUCUCGACAGCGUCCUGGGAUUUGGCAACCACGCGGACUGCAAGCCUGAGGAUGGCCUGAGUACGUGCUCCUCGGGCAGCAGCAGCAGCAGCAGCGGGUGCCAAGUGCCCGGCCCCGACCUUCCCGGCUCCUUCCACCUCGAUCGACUGGCGUCCCUCGCCGACUCUCUCCUUGUCGCGUCCAGGAACAUCAGCAGGUCAUCGGGAUUCGAGUCCGGGUCGUGUCACGGCAAGGUCACCUCCGCCACGUCCCUCACUGACCUCGUGACCCUUGCGAGUCCAGGUCACGCAAGGUCGAGCCUCCACCACGGCAAGAAGUUCUCGUGCUCCACAGGGAAUCUCUCCAGCCUGUGCCCCGGACCCGCCGCCUCGCCCACCUCCAUAUACGCGCCCUACAGAGUGAGCGACAUCAGCUCCCUUCUGGCUUCCCCGGGACCCAAGGUCAUGAUGGCGGGGCGGGGCGCGGAGGUCAUCCUCGGGACGCCGGUGCGAGAGAGAAGGUCCUCGCACCAGAUGUUCCUCACGGACAGCAUCGAGGAGACCGAAGAGGAGACCUACUCGGUCCAGGACCUCGACGUGUCAAGGUCCUGGACGCCCUCCCGCCAAGCCCCCGAGCCUUCGAGUGGGUCCCAGGCCACCCAGACCUCCGUCCACGUCUCCGCCUGCACCCAGACCGGCAGCGAGUCCACGCAGGUCCAGACCUUGCAAGUCUUCCCAGGGGCGGCGACGGCAGACCAGGGGGAAUCCUCGGCGUGAGGCUGUCGGUCGGAGAUUGUAGAAGGAAAAGUUGAAUUCUGUCUUGGCAAAGGCAGGGUUCCGGCUGUGAGAAAACACACACACACACACACACACACACACACACACACACACACACACACACACACACACACACACACACACACACACACACACACACACACACACACACACACACACACACACAUAUAUACACACCUACACAACGCCAAGACUGUACGGUAUAUAAUAUGAAAUGAAUGCGGAAGAAUGCACUGUAUCGCAGAUAACCCGAAAUGCAAAGUUGUGAAGCAAUGGCGGAGUUCUGAAUUCGACACUGCUCUGUGAAAUGAUAUCGAGACGAUGAGGUUGAAGCCGAGACAGGCAAGGUCGGCCACGGUCGACGAGCCAUGGGGCUGUUUAGUACUUAACCGUCUAGAGUGAUUGUCAGCUGUUUCUGAAAGUAGCGAGGUAUCACAUACGCACCUUUACACGCAGAUACUUAGAUUCAGAUACUCUCUCUUACGCUGUCUGUGUCUGUCUCAGGCUCAGUAUGUCUCUGUCACUGUAUUUGUCUGCCUCUCUCUCUCUCUCUCUCUCUCUCUCUCUCUCUCUCUCUCUCUCUCUCUCUCUCUCCUCUCUCUCUCUCUCUCUCUCUCUCUCUCUCUCUCUCUCUCUCUCUCUCUCUCUAAGAUACACACUAGACGUACAUACUUCCACGUAUGUAAUUAAACGAAACAAUUACACUGCAUUCUAUUGGCCCUAUACAACAGCACGGUCCUGGGAGGGAAAUACAGGUAGCCGUUCGGUCCACUUCAGCGAAAUUUCCCAAGUUCAACCUUCUUCAUUUCUAACUCUUAAAAUAUUUAAGCCCCUUUGGUUUGUUUUCUUCUUUUUUGUCGUUUCUCACCUUUUGCUGAUAUCAGUUUGGUUGGAUCCUUGAAUGACCACGCAUGGUGCUCUCACAAUCCCGAAAAUCCAUGCAUGACACGGCGUUGCAACCUAGGUCAUAGGGGGGAUUGAUUAGCAAGUGCCCGCUGUUGAAUCCUCUUGCGUAUUCUUGCAGAGCUGCCAUUCUUUUCACUGCUUUAUAGUGUAGCUUUCUUAUUUAUUUACUUUCAUAAUUUCCUAGCUUGUGAUUCAACUCUCUCAUUCAUUUUAUUUUUAUUUUUCUUCUGAAGCUCUGCAAAAAAGCGAUUUUUUGUUAACUAGCAAUCUUAUUUAAACAAUUCUAUCUACUUUAGCUCUGUAACCCAGCUGCUGAAAUUGUCUAAGCCAUCUGUCUAAUUCAUUUAUUCCUAUCUCUCUUUUCUAGCUCUUCUGCCACGCUUCUCUAGCUCUGUAACUUGGUUUUAUGAUCCUGAUAACUAGUUUGUCCGUUCGUCCUCUGCUGCGAGUUUUCCCUAAUUGUUACCUCUGUUCACUCUUCCAUUGCUCUUGUCCAGUAACACACUAGCUGCUAACUUGCCUAACUAGCUCGACUAUUGUUUCAGCUUAUGUCAUCGAGUUUUAUAAUGCAGCUUUUGAUCUUUCUAACACACGCACGCACGCACACACGCACACACACACACACGCACGCACGCACACACGCACGCACACACACACACGCACGC